Messenger RNA from Trifolium pratense (red clover), 2769 nucleotides. RefSeq lists its product as uncharacterized. The record is from RefSeq and is a predicted model, not a curated record. Lineage: Eukaryota; Viridiplantae; Streptophyta; Magnoliopsida; Fabales; Fabaceae. The coding region runs from base 206 to 2473 and encodes 755 amino acids. The transcript has 10 exons.
CUAAUAAUAAUGCAAAUGAAUAAAAAUAAAAGAUAAACUUUACCAAAAAAAAAAUUAUCAACAAAAUUAAAAAAUAGAAACACGAGUGAGAGAAACACGAAAAGUAGCGAGUAGUUAGUAAUUGAGAAGAUCAAAAUUAGCGAAUGAGAGAAAUCAAAGUUGGCGCGGAUUGCAUUUCAUCGCAUUUCAUCAAAUCAAAUAGAUCAUGAAACCCAAAUCAACCGAACUUAAUCAAUUUGUAGAUGAAAUGGAAUCGGAAGAAGAAACCAAUGAUAACAAUAAUAACAAUAACAAUAAUGGAGGCAAGUUCGGAAUGUGGGAAAAUAUCCUCCGAAAUCAUCACAACUCUUUGAAAUCUCUCUUCCACCGUAACAAACCCGAAACCGAGGCCGCCGAUGUCUCCGUCAAUUCUCCCAAACCUAUUCCUCAACUUUCUCCGAUUGCUAACUCCGUCGUCUCUCGUUGUUCCAAGAUCAUUGGAGUUUCUACGGAUGAAUUACAACACGCUUUCGAUUCCGAACUUCCUCUCGGAGUGAAAGAGCUUCUUACAUACGCUAGAAACCUUGUGGAAUUUUGUUCCUUCAAAGCGCUUCACAAAUUCAGUAAAACUUCUGAUUAUUUGAGUGAUUCCGAGUUCCGUAGUUUGUCAUUUGAUGUGAUGCUUGCUUGGGAAGCUCCAAGCGUUAACGCUGAUCAAGUCACAACGGAAAAUCCUGCUCGUAGUAAAGAUAGUAAAGAUGAAACCUCUGGUGAUGAGGAUGAUGCUUCCUUGUUUUAUUCAAGUUCCACAAAUAUGGCAGUUCAGGUUGAUGAUAAGAAGACAGUUGGUCGUGAGGCUUUCUCACGUAUAGCUCCUGUUUGUGUUCUUAUUGCUGAUAUAAUAACUGUUCACAAUCUUUUUGAUGCACUCACCAAUUCUUCCGGACAUAGACUCCAUUUUCUUGUUUAUGAUAAAUACAUAAGAUCCCUUGAUAAGGUUAUCAGGAAUUCGAAAAAUGCUCUGGCCAGUUCUGUUGCCAAUCUGCAACUUGUUGAAGAAGAGAUGGUCCUUGAUGUUGACGGGACAAUUCCAACUCAACCAGUUCUUCAACAUAUUGGAAUUGGUGCAUGGCCUGGGCGUUUGACCCUGACCAAUUAUGCUCUGUACUUUGAGUCACUUGGAGUCGGUGUGCAUGAGAAAGCUGUUCGAUAUGAUCUGGGCACGGACAUGAAACAGGUCAUAAAGCCUGACUUGACUGGACCCCUUGGUGCUCGUCUAUUUGAUAAAGCUGUGAUGUACAAGUCAACUUCUGUAGCAGAGCCUGUUUACUUUGAAUUCCCUGAAUUUAAAGCAAACUUGCGUCGUGACUACUGGUUGGACAUAAGUCUAGAGAUCCUACGUGCACACAUGUUUGUCAGGAAAUUCUGCCUUAAAGAUACGCAGAAAUCAGAAGUACUUGCCAGGGCUAGUCUUGGCAUCUUCCGCUAUCGCGCACUUAAAGAAGCUUUCAAAUUUUUCUCAUCCAACUAUAAAACAUUACUUACUUUUAACCUAGCUGAAACUCUUCCUCGGGGAGAUAUAAUCUUGAAAACCCUGUCAAAUACCUUAAUGAAUUUAACUUCUGUUUCUGGUAAAAGACAUAUUCCAGCGAAUGUGGAAUCAAAAAAGAAACUAAUAGUGUCUCCAGGAGCAGUAGUGGCACUCUCCUGUCUUGGGUUCAAAUCAAAAAUGGCAGCUGGUAUCUAUGAAGAAACAACUGUUGUUUGUGAUGUCCGAGUUGGUGAGAAAAAUCCCUUGGAAGUGGCAGUUAAAAAAUCUCUUAUGGACACUGGAAAAGCACAAGCUGCACAGGCAACCGUAGACCAAGUGAAGGUGGAGGGCAUCGAUACAAAUGUUGCAGUAAUGAAGGAACUACUAUUCCCAGUCAUCGAAUCUGCUAACCGACUACAACUUUUGGCCUCGUGGAAAGACUUCUAUAGAUCAACAGCCUUUUUGAUACUCAGCUGUUAUGUGAUUAUAAGGGGGUGGAUCCAGUACUUACUGCCGUCUGUUUUUCUGUUCAUUGCAAUUAUUAUGCUCUGGCAUAGGCAUUUUAGAAAGGGAGGAGCAUUAGAACCCUUCACAGUAACACCUCCCGAAAAUCGAAAUGCAGUAGAACAACUGCUGACAUUGCAAGAAGCCAUUACGCAGUUUGAAUCACUUAUUCAAGCUGGAAAUAUUGUUCUACUAAAAUUAAGAGCUCUUCUACUUGCUAUAUUGCCACAGGCUACAGAGAGGGUUGCCCUAUUUCUAGUGUUCAUAGCUGCAGUGUUUGCUUUUGUUCCUCCAAAAUACAUAUUUUUGGUGAUAUUUAUUGAGUGUUACACGAGGGAGAUGCCAUGUAGGAGAGAAAGUAGCAAAAGAUGGAUAAGAAGGGUUAGAGAAUGGUGGAUCAGAAUACCUGCUGCUCCUGUUGAACUUGUUAAACCUGAUGAGUGCAAGAAAAAAAAAUGAUAAUGAGUUACUUGAUACCGGCAAAGGUCGACAAAUAUUCUCGGGGUAGCCAUCAUUUAUUAAUUGGAUAUCCUGAUUCAUAUAUUCUUUUGUCUAUUCAUUCAUUUUGUAUUUGACAUCAAGUUGUAUAUUCUCUUGCCUCUUGUUUUUUCACAGUUCAAUAUUAAACCCGAGGUAACUUGAAAGUCUUGAUUGAAGUCAUUGACUUUCAUUUUAACAAAGAUUGCUUUCUAAAUCAUGGUUUUACAAACCGUUAUCAUCUUAGUUUUCAUAUUACAGAAAUAUUAUUGGUGAUC